AUGGCGUCGCCGACUAUCCGGAGCUCCGAGUCUGAGGAGGUUUCUCGCCGUGUACGAGAGCUUUUAGCUUUGUGCUUCAGCUCAGUUGAAGCUGGAGGAUCUCAAGAGUUGGAGGGCUCGGUGAAAGAACUUGUAGACUGUCUGGAUUCAUUGUUCGAGAACGUAGCUUCAAAUUCCAGCGAUGAGCUGGAGACUGAUGAUGUUGUUCAAGUUCUAGCUGAAAUUUUGAAAUUUUUAUCAUCACCUCAAUUGGAUCAGGACGUGAUAGAUGCACUGUCGUUUGAAUUGCCAAAAGUAAUUUUCAAGUUUGCAGACUUAUCAAGCAGAUGUCUACAGUUAGUUGAGGAAAUCAUUGAUCGGCUUGUAGUAGCAUGCAAUCCCCGGGACAUGCUUUCAUUUCUUUGCGAGGCACUUGAUGCUGCACGGUGCUCUCUUUUGCCCUCCAGUUGUUCUACUCCUUUGUUACAUGGACUCUCUAAAGUGUUUAUUUUGGUUCAGAGGCGUCACUACGAGCAAUUAAAAGUGGCAGUGCCAGUUGUUCUGAACGUUUUGAAGGACAUGUCAUUGGAACCAGACGUGCAAGUUGAAGGUGUAUUUGAUAAGGCUCUAGCCAUUGCCGUUUCAAUUAGAGAUGUUUCUUUGAAACUGAAGAAGGAAGAAGACACAAAAGUUCGUUGUUUGCUUGGUCUCUAUGUGAUACAGAUAACGGCUAUUUUUUCAGUUCGCAUCAGAGACAAAGUGGCCUCUUUUGUUCCUCUGGUGGUGCAGUUGGAACCUUUCUUGACAUACUGUGGUUUAACACAACUUGGUUUGAUCACGGGGAACGACACUGAAAGAUUGAUGAGCACGGUUGCUGGAGGUGAUGAUGAUGAUGAUUUCCGCAGCUCUUUCCCUGACAUCAACUUGGGUGCAUCGCUUUUAUUCAUCUGGUCGAAGAUCUCACCUGAGGUUGCAGAUGUUGCAAAUGCGGCUUUGAGAAAUGAUGUUUCCGAGCUUCAAAGCAACCCAGUGAAAAGGUGGCAAGCUUAUGGGAUGCUGAAAUAUGUACUCUCUUCUGGAGAUCUGAUCUGGGAAUUCAAAAGACAGACUAUUGAGUUCUUGCUUGACAUAACCAAAGGAGUUACUCCAUCUCAAUGCAACGAUGAGCAAAUAGAUUGUUCGGACUACACACCUAGCAUCUACGCUGCUUUACAGGCUGUUACAUUAGUGAUGAUGUAUGCCCCAGAAGCAGCUCUGAGAAUAAAAACGUUUGAGGCACUGAAGAAGAUUGUUUCUGAUAUUCCAGCUCCUCAGAGAUUUGACAUUUUAAGAGCCCUUGUGACAAAUUCCCAGUCUCCCUCAAUGACAGCGAUCCUUCUGGGUCUACUUAAAGACAGCAUGGGCCGCUUGCAAGCUACAGAUCGUGCGACUGCUGAUACGCAUGUAAUUGAGCUGGUUGAGUUGGUCUUAAAGCCUCCACAGGGUGGUCCUCCACACCUUCCGGACCAGAGUGAUGCGGUUAUAGCAGCACUGAAUCUCUACAGGUUUGCAUUGAUAUUUGAAUCGACAGAUAAAGAGAGAAACAAAGUAGGCAGUGAGGUUUUGUCAAAGAAGAAUCUAGAGAAAGCCUAUAAAGAGUGGCUUUUGCCUCUUCGAAAUGUUGUGAGCUGCAGCAUCGCUAAGAAACUUGAGGAGGAUCAAGACCAGGAAUCAUCACUCGACACUGAAUGCCUUCUUGUCCCACUUGAAUCGGUUCUGUAUCGAUGCAUCGAGCUGGUGGAAGAAAUUUUGGAAAGUCACUAG
Molecule: messenger RNA, 1782 nt
Organism: Microthlaspi erraticum
Lineage: Eukaryota; Viridiplantae; Streptophyta; Magnoliopsida; Brassicales; Brassicaceae
Source: the annotation of a GenBank genome assembly